Messenger RNA from Athalia rosae (coleseed sawfly), 2283 nucleotides. RefSeq lists its product as uncharacterized. Bases 497 to 2173 code for a protein of 558 amino acids. The record is from RefSeq and is a predicted model, not a curated record. The transcript is spliced from 7 exons. Gene Ontology annotation, biological process: regulation of transcription by RNA polymerase II. Lineage: Eukaryota; Metazoa; Arthropoda; Insecta; Hymenoptera; Athaliidae. Gene Ontology annotation, molecular function: DNA-binding transcription factor activity, RNA polymerase II-specific; RNA polymerase II cis-regulatory region sequence-specific DNA binding. Gene Ontology annotation, cellular component: nucleus.
ACAUUUAGUUGAUCUAGUUUGUAAGAAUCGAAAUAUGAAUAAUUAUCGAGUUACCAAACUGGAAAUUCGUUACUUACAACUUGCAUUUUAUUUUUUAUAGAACCAAGCAUUAGAAAUAACGCUAGCCAAAUCAAUUUAAAAGUCCCAUUAGCGCGUUUUAUUUAAAAUCCUUGGUCUCGAGGGCGCAAACUACCGGUUGAUAAGCAAAUUAAUUAAUAUCUGCGGACGACAAAUGGUAAUGUAGAUGGGUAAUCUUCAACUACCCUCAACGAACCUUCAGCUUCAGUCAGCGCUCAUCCGUUCGACUUGGAUAUGCAUUGAUCUCAAUGCGUUGGUACGUACGUGACAUAACCAAUCCUACAAGAAUUAUCACGUGCAAUCACUCGAUUUCAGUAGAUCGUGCCGUUAGCCAACAGAUUGAAAUCUGGCGUGAUUAAAAUACUGCAAAUUUUUGUACCUUUGAUAUUUCAAAGAUUGAUAUAAGAAUUAUCACAAAAUGGGAAAAAGGAAAAAUGUGGAUGAUUAUUAUCUACCAAAGAAAAAACAAACGCAAGAGACUAUGAACUCCAAUAAUCAUGAGAUUGAGGGUGAGCCAAAUUCGCCAAAUAAUGCAGUUGUAAAAUCUGAUCAUUUAAACGGUACAAAUCUAUCUAUCAAAGACGUCAAAAAAAAAACCAAUUUGUCAUUAGAAGAAAAACAAAUGAAGACACCUAAAAAACAGCAGGUGAAAAAAGAAUCGAACACUCUGCUAGCGAUGCUUAAUGCUAGUAGCAGCGAUUCUGAUGACUCCGAUGAUCAGCAAACCAUUGUGAAAGAGGAACCUCAAAAGUCACCCAGUAAGCGACAUUCCAGAAAAACUCAAAGAUUAAGAGUCAGUGAGACUUUUACUUCAAGUGAUGAGGAGAAAGCAUCAAAAAAAACAAGUAGAAACAAAUUGAGGGAUUCCCAAAACUUGGAUCUAACAGAGGAAGCUAAGGAUAUAGAGGAGUUGUUAUCCAUGACAGAAGAAGACGAUCAUCUACCUCAAGAGACUAUGGAAAAAAUGAAAAACUUGCAAGUAUUAUUGAAGCACACCGUGCCUCCACAGCAUAUGAUAGAAUCCUCUGCUGGUGCUCGAGGUCCAACACAAGUCCAAAGAGAAACUAUCGAAAAACUAGGACCAAUUAAGUAUGGCAAAUAUACUCCAGAAGAAGAUAAUAUUAUCGUUCAUAAUUGGAAAUCAUUUUGUAAGGACCACAAUUGGGACACAAGGGAUGUCAAACCUUUUUUAUACAUGAGACAUCUGCAUGGUGGUUGUUUUAUAAAAUACGAUCAGAGACAGAAAUUUGUUCAAUAUUUAGCUAAUGGACUACCAUGGAGAACGCUGUAUAGCGUUUACUGGAGAUUUAGAACUUUAUAUUACCCACACAUCCGAACAAAUUACACUGAUAAAGAAGACAAGCUAAUACUAGCUCACAUGGAAAAGAAUACUACUUACAAUGAGAAAAAUGUCAGGAAAUUUGCCGAAUUAGCUAAGAUUUUGAAUCGCACAAGAGCCUCUGUGUGGCGUCGCUACCAAUUGCUGAAAAAGAAGAAAAUAUCUCGGAAGAAAAUAAAAUGGGAUUCGCGUUUCGUGAAGAAUUACAUAGAGAACUUGAUGCUGUUAACUGUGAGUGACGAUUUCAGACAGUUGAAAAAUUUAGACAUACCGCUUGUGAUAUGGGAAAAAUUAUCGGACAAACUUCAGGUAGACAAAAACCAAUUAAGAAGUUUUUGGCAGAAGAAGUUACACAUGCAGUUGUUUUGCGAUCAGCCUAUUUACCUGAAUGAUGUAAAAAUUAAGCUGAUUGAAUUCUUCUACAUAACGGGUGCAACUGAAUGGAGCGAGAUCAAAUGGCCUGUCGUAGCAAAACUUUUCGACGGGAUGACAUCAGCAUUUUUGUGUGAAAUCUUUUGCAACCUUGUCACUGAAAGCAAAGUUGAGGGCAUGGAUUUAGCAGAUGUCAUUGAGAAGUUGCACGAUUACAAAAUCCGAGAACUACGUUCUAGUGAUACUGAUAAAUGUCUCCCGAGAAUCGUUCUUCAGAAUGGUACAGUUAAAUUAUUAGAUGUGAUAUCGAAGCCUAAUCGCUCAAAAUCGGCUAAAGACGUGGCUUUUUAUUCUUCGACUUUUGUUAAAUGUGAUAAUGAGUGACGUAUUUUUGUAAAAUCUUUUUGUGAAACUACCUGUAUUUGAGUUGAUUAUUAUACUUUGUGAUCGAAAAAACUUGGAAAAUUGAAUAAAUCUUAAGUUUACACGCCAAA